Molecule: messenger RNA, 891 nt
Organism: Lolium rigidum
Lineage: Eukaryota; Viridiplantae; Streptophyta; Magnoliopsida; Poales; Poaceae
Product: probable aspartic proteinase GIP2
Exons: 2
Biological process (GO): proteolysis
Molecular function (GO): aspartic-type endopeptidase activity
Source: RefSeq, a predicted model, not a curated record
AUGGCACGUUCCUCCCAUCUCGUCGCUUCCACGGCCAUCGCGCUGCUCCUCCUACUCGUGUCGUCGUACUCCUGCCGCGCGGCGAGCAGCAGCGGCAAGAACCCGACCGCCGUGGUGCUGCCGGUGCGCAAGGACGGCGCGACGCUGCAGUACCUGACCAGCUUCCGGCAGCGCACGCCGCAGACGCCCGUGACGGCGGUGCUCGACCUGGGCGGCGCCACGCUCUGGGUGGACUGCGACCCCGGGUCGUACGCGUCCUCCUCCUACGCCCGCGUGCCGUGCGCGUCCAAGCCGUGCCGCCUGGCCCGCACGGCCGCCUGCGCCACCAGCUGCGUCGGCGCGCCGUCGCCCGGGUGCCUCAACGACACCUGCAGCGGGUUCCCGGAGAACACCGUCACGCGCGUCGCCACCGGCGGCAACCUCAUCACCGACGUGCUUGCGCUGCCCACCACCUUCCGCCCGACGCCGGGCCCGCUGGCCGCCGCGCCGGCGUUCCUGUUCGCCUGCGGCGCCAAGUUCCUCACCGAGGGCCUCGCGUCUGGCGCCGCCGGCAUGGCGUCGCUCAGCCGCGCGCGCUUCGCGCUCCCGACGCAGCUCGCCGCCACGUUCCGCUUCUCGCAGAAGUUCGCGCUCUGCCUCCCGUCGACCACCUCGGCCGGGGUCGUCGUCUUCGGGGACGCGCCCUACGCGUUCCAGCCCGGGGUGGACCUCUCCGGCUCGCUCCUCUACACGCCGCUCCUCGUCAACAACGUGAGCACCGCGGGGGUGUCCGGCAAGGGGGACAAGUCGACCGAGUACUUCAUCGGCGUGACGGCCAUCAAGGUGAACGGCCGCGCCGUGCCGCUCAACGCCACGCUGCUGGGAAUCGACAGGCAGGGUGGGGGCGGCACC